AUCCCUACAGUUCAUCCAUCUCCAUGACGUCAUGAGCCUGAACUGUAGCAUAAGGUCUAUGGACGCCAUCUUGGGGCAGUUUUGCCUGUAAACAAACAACAAAAGCAGCAAAAAGUGCUGUCUCCAGGUCCCUGGGACAUCUGGAGGCGUCAUGAAUGGGUCAGGAAUUCUCUUCAGGAAGUUCUCAGUCGAUCCACUGGACCUUUUGGAGUCCUAAGGACCACAAAGUCUUUGUUCAUCGACCUCGAGGAGUGUUCACCCUUCACCAGGACGAAUCAACCCGUGAAAACCAGUGAAAAUUGGGUUUUGAGGUUAUGUUCACAAAGGGUUUCAACCCCUUUUUAUGACUGAAAAUGGAUAAUUUGUUUGGAAAAGAUGAUUCUGACAACGAAAAUACUGAAAAUAUUGAAAUUCGGUACAACAAAAAUUUCACUAGAGACAGCGACGUCGGCGUCGACGACAUGAUAGACGUUGACGAUCACGACGUCAAGACUGAACUGAGCAGUUCUGGUGCUGAACCAGCAUCUGACUCUGACCUGAGCAUCUCCAGGGAUCAUUCAACAUCCCUGACAGGUGAUAAAGCCCUCCAGGACUCCAGGAGCAGCAGCACCGAGUCAUCUCGACUGGAUUUGGAGUUAAAUCGACCAAAAAUUGUUGAUGAUUUAUUUAAUUCUGAUAUUGUCCUGCCACAAGUGGCACCAGUUGUCCUGAAGGAGCGUCGGGAGAGUCGAGAGAAGAAUAAGAAGGAGCUGGAGGAGGAGGAGAGGGAGAAAAUGCAAGUUUUGGUGUCAAAUUUCACUGAGGGUCAGCUGGACAGGUACGAAAUGUACCGAAGGGCUGCCUUCCCCAAGGCCGCCAUAAAGAGGAUUAUGCAGACGAUAACUGGGUGUUCAGUGUCCCAGAACGUUGUUAUCGCGAUGUCGGGGAUUGCCAAAGUGUUUGUGGGUGAGAUCGUCGAGGAAGCUCUGGAUGUUAUGGAGACCAACAGCGACUCUGGACCACUCCAGCCAAAGCAUCUUCGAGAAGCUGUUCGUAGGUUGAGGUGUCAAGGUCAAAUACCAGCUGGAAAGACGAAGAAAGCAUUUGUCAGGGUCUAGAGUUAAUUAAUAAAUUAAUUUGUUGUGAUUUGAGUUGAUACGAAAUUAAUUUUUUACACUUUCGACGUUUAUCAUGUAAUAAAAUUCAUUAAAUCAUUAUAAUAAACAAA
This is a messenger RNA of Diachasmimorpha longicaudata, 1207 nucleotides long. RefSeq names its product transcription initiation factor TFIID subunit 11 (gene Taf11). Gene Ontology annotation, cellular component: transcription factor TFIID complex; nucleus. Gene Ontology annotation, molecular function: protein heterodimerization activity; transcription coactivator activity. The transcript has 7 exons. The coding region runs from base 354 to 1097 and encodes 247 amino acids. The record is from RefSeq and is a predicted model, not a curated record. Gene Ontology annotation, biological process: RNA polymerase II preinitiation complex assembly; transcription initiation at RNA polymerase II promoter. Lineage: Eukaryota; Metazoa; Arthropoda; Insecta; Hymenoptera; Braconidae.